AUGGCAGCAAGUACAAGUAGAAAACGCAAGGUGACAGAUGAGCACCGGUCAUUCCAAGAAAAAUGGACAAAUUUAUAUUUGUUUGUUUGUGUUGGAGAAAAACCGGUUUGCCUUGUAUGCAAUGAGUCGGUCUCUGUGAUGAAGGAAUAUAAUAUUAAACGGCAUUAUGAUUCCAAACAUUCAAGUAAAUUUGCAUAUUUUCAAGGACAGUUACGUCUUGAUAAGGUCGAGGUUCUGAAAAAACAACUUCAACGACAGCAGCAUUCGUUUAACAAACAGAACGAAGAUAGUGAAGCAAGUGUAAAAGUAAGCUACAUAAUUUCAGAGAAAAUUGCACAUAAAUCAAAACCAUUUACUGAUGGAGAAUUCAUAAAAGAAUGUAUAGAGGCAGCAGCAGACGUGUUAUGUCCCUCGCAAAAGCAACUUUUUUCCAAAGUAAGUCUGUCUGGUGUUACAGUUGCAAGGAGGGUAGAAGAAUUGGCAGGCGAUAUUGAAAAAACAUUAAUUGAAAGAUCGUCGCAUUUUGUUUACUACUCCGUUGCGCUUGAUGAAAGUACAGACCUAACAGAUACCGCUCAGUUAGCAGUGUUUAUACGCGGCAUUGACAGAAAUUUUUCUGUUACUGAAGAAAUGGCUGCCUUAGUUCCAAUGAAAGGCAUCACAAGAGGAUGUGAUUUAUAUGAAGCGUUUAAUACCGUCUUAAAUAGAUAUAAUCUGAAGUUAACAAAUUUGGCUGGGAUAUCCACAGACGGCGCACCGGCUAUGGUUGGCAAAAAUGAAGGACUUAUUGCAAUAAUAAGAAAAAACAAUCCUGGCAUCUCCUUCCUCCAAUACCAUUGCAUCAUUCAUCAACAAAAUUUAUUUGCAAAGACUGUCAAUAUUCAUGAUGUUUAUAUUGCCAAGAAAUAUGUGAUAACAAAAAAGCAGAAGACUAGUUAUUACAGGAGGUUGAUAUAUGUGCAAAAUUUAGUUGUAAUAAAGAUAAUCAAAGAGUUUGUUGAUCAAUUGAAUAUUUGGAUAAAUGGUAAGAGAUUUUGAAAAAACAAUAAAGAAGCAGAAGAUGUUCAGUGGCAAGAGAAGCAACAAAAUAAAGAACAUCCAAAGACGGUCAUUAUUAAAGCUAAAGUAAAAGGUUUAGAACAUAAGAAUCAUAAGAAGAAACUAAUAACACAAAAAGUAAUAGAAGAUGAUUGCAGAUGCAAACGCCUAAAAUGUUUUCAAAACGUUUCGAUUGAAGAACGUGAACGCUGUUUUACCAAAUUCUAUAAAAUGCAUUACAAAAACGAACAAGACGUAUACUUGGCUAGCCUUAUAACAAUCAAUAAUAUAAACAGACAUAGAAGACGGAAUCGGAUUAUUGAGUUCUUUAUUGGGAAUGUGUGGAAUUGGAAGUAUUCUUCAGAAGGUUCUAAUGCAUCUGAUAUUGAAUUUUGUGAUAAUGAUGUAGAUUGGUUGGAAGAAGAUGGAAAUUUGGAAGACUUAGAAGUGGAAGACAGUAUAGAAGAGAAAGAUGGUAUAAAAGAGCAAGAUCGUAUAGAAGAAGAAAAUCCUAUAGAAGAAGAAAAUCCUAUAGAAGAAGAAGAUCGUAUAGAAGAAGAAAAUCCUAUAGAAGAAGAAAAUCCUAUAGAAGAAGAAAAUCCUAUAGAAGAAGAAGAUCGUAUAGAAGAGAAACAAGAACGAAGAGAUAAGUGGGAAGAUCAACAUAACGAUCAACAGGAAGAUCAACAUAAAGAUCAACAUGAAGAUCAACACUAA
Psylliodes chrysocephalus is the source of this 1755-nucleotide messenger RNA. The record is from the annotation of a GenBank genome assembly. NCBI's taxonomy places the organism in Eukaryota, Metazoa, Arthropoda, Insecta, Coleoptera, Chrysomelidae.